Messenger RNA from Fundulus heteroclitus (mummichog), 4798 nucleotides. RefSeq names its product phosphatidylinositol-specific phospholipase C, X domain containing 3 (gene plcxd3). Gene Ontology annotation, molecular function: phosphoric diester hydrolase activity. NCBI's taxonomy places the organism in Eukaryota, Metazoa, Chordata, Actinopteri, Cyprinodontiformes, Fundulidae. Gene Ontology annotation, cellular component: synapse. The transcript has 6 exons. Gene Ontology annotation, biological process: lipid metabolic process. The coding region runs from base 123 to 1094 and encodes 323 amino acids. The record is from RefSeq and is a predicted model, not a curated record.
GAGGUUGUGUGAGUGACUGUGUAAAGAGAGAGAGAGGGAGAUAGAGAGACGGAGAGCGCGCAGUCCAGAUUGGCGCAGCCGGCACCGGUCCCGGAGAACGGAGCGUUGUGCACGGCGGCAGCAUGGCUUCGUCUCACGGAAGAAGCGACCUGCGCUUCGCGGACUGGAUGGCAAGUUUACCGCAGAGCAUGCACGCCGUCCCGCUCGCCAACAUGGCAAUUCCCGGUUCUCAUGACUCCUUCAGUUUCUACAUUGAUGAGGCAUCUCCAGUGGGCCCAGAGCAGCCAGAGACGGUGCAGAACUUCGUGUCUGUUUUUGGUACGGUAGCCAAGAAGCUCAUGAGAAAGUGGUUGGCCACGCAGACUAUGAACUUCACUAGCCAGCUGGAGGCCGGGAUCCGUUUCUUUGACCUGCGCAUCUCCACCAAGCCCCGUGACCCUGACAACGAGCUGUACUUCGCCCACGGGCUCUUCAGUGCCACGGUCCGGGAGGGUUUAGAGCAGAUCAGCUGUUUCCUGUCAGCGCAUGCCAAAGAAGUCGUUUUCCUGGACUUCAACCACUUCUACGGCGUACAGAACCUGCACCAUGAAAAGCUGGUGGCCAUGCUGAAGGAAGUGUUUGGAGAGAAACUCUGCCCAGUGGUUUUUGCUCAAGAGGUGACUCUGAAGUAUCUUUGGGAGAAGGAGUACCAGGUGCUCGUCUUCUACCACCACCCUAUGGCCCUGGAGGUGCCUUUCCUCUGGCCUGGCCAGAUGAUGCCUGCUCCGUGGGCUAACACCACAGACCCGGAGAAGCUGGUCCAGUUUCUUCAGGCAUCUGUAACUGACCGCAGGAGGAAGGGUACAUUCUUCGUCUCCCAGGUGGUCCUUACACCAAAGGCGAGUACUGUGAUGAAGGGCGUGGCCAGCGGGCUGAGGGAGACAAUAACAGAAAGGGCGUUACCUGGCAUGAUGCAGUGGAUCAGAUCUCAGAGACCUGGGGAAAACGGCAUCAACAUUAUUACGGCUGAUUUCGUCGAGCUCGGAGAAUUCAUCAGUGCCGUCAUCAGCCUCAACUACCAUCACCUGAAUGACGAAGACGAUGAUGCAACCUGAGAGCACACGCUGGGGCAUCAGAGAGCAGGGUCACCACCACUGAAUUAGGGGUGGUCGAUCUGUGCUCUCGUCCUAUACUCUUUGGCAUUUAUUUCAGGAGGGAAGCGACGUCGCGGCUCCUUUCUCUUCAUUUAGGGCUAUGGUGGACUGAGAGAUCAGGGAGAAGAGACCAAGCUUAGGCUGGUAAAAAAAUAAAAUAAAUACAUACACAGAUGUUUGGUUGGAGAGCUAUGAGAACGAGGUUUAUUUGUUUCCUAUUUUUGGAACCAAGACCUUUUUGUUUUCCAGAUUUGGUGGUGAUUUUAUUUACUCCCUUUGCUGUAAAAGUAUCUGCUUUUUCCGCCAUUUUCAGGCUCACCACUCCAUCAAACACAGGUUCCUUAGGGCAUACUAACUCUCAACUAACUGUACUUUCACAUCAGUCUUGAUAGUCUAGUGAUAAUAACAGUUUUACCGGAGGGUGUUUUAAAUGAAUACAUGUAACUAAAAUCCUUGGCUCGUAAAUUGUAGGUAGCUCCUGUAUGUCCCGUUUGGAAGAUCAGUCCAAUUGCUGUCUCGCUCUCUCUCUCUUUCUUUUUUUAAACAAUAUGCAUCCCCUUUCAUAUCACUGCAAAAGAGGAGUUUUCAAAAACUCCGGCCAAAGUUUGAAUGCGGAGUGGGUUUAAAAUGUGCUUUAUUGUGUUUAUUUAUUACACUAACAAGAAACAAACUGUCUCCAUAUUUUUUUCCCAAGCUAUAAUCUUUCAUUGAGGUUUUCACUGAGUAAUGAUGUGCACUGAAGUUGGAAUUGCAGCCGAGACAUUUAUCAGGCAGUCCUGUAGGAAGCUGUGGAUUGAUCGACUGAUUAAAACCGUGGAUUUGCUCAUUUAUAACCACACAGGAAGAGAGAGCCGGAGUGCAGCUUUGCUAACUGGGGAAAGCACUAAUACCACUGGUGGUACAAACAUAUUUUCUCCUGAUGCAUUUGACAAUGAUCUCCCCAUUUCCACAGCACGCAUAUCAUAGCGCUGUUAGAAAUGCACAAGAUGCAUCCAUGUUGUCGUUUUUAAUGGUUAAGCAUCCAGCUGUUCUUUCUAGUACAUGGUAGAUUCUGAGUUGUGAUAGACAGGUGUUUAAAAAUACUUUAUAUGCGGUUACACAAGUUUACCCAUCGUCUGUCUCUUCUUUGCAACUAGCUUGCCCCUCUGUGCGUUUGUAUGCCCUUACUGCUAUCGUGCAGUAUGUAUGCGUCACCAUGAGAUGUUGCAUCUUUCACAAGAUGCAACAUCUGAUAAAAUUUCUUAGCAUCUUAAAAAAACAACAACAUUUUAAGCAGCUCAUAGUGCUUUACAAUAAAUUUGAUCUAGAUGCAGCCCUUUAGUGAAUUUCGAAUUAAGUUUGAUAUUAAAUCAAACUUAAUGAAAACAAGUACAUGGUAGUAGCUAUGAAGUUCAAUAGCGUCGAGCACUACACCUCAUCAGGAUUACACACACGCACUAAUAACAUGUCAGAUGCUGCAGUAUCUAUUUCUCUUGACAGUGACUAAUGUUUCAUUCCAGCUGGAGCCUCAGCUGGUCAGUCGUGGUUCUCCGUCAAUUAUUAACGCUGUUAAAAGGAUAGUACAUCAUUUUUAAAGUUAGGUCCUGUAAAGUUAUUGUCAGUAACAAUACACUUACCUGCAGUAGGCAGAUAUAUUGCAGUGAGUUUGUAAAAAAGCAAUGAAAUCCUCAGAUAGGUGGAAAGGUAACAUCAGACCAGAUGUUUGUUGUUUUUGCAGUCUAAAACAACUCCAACUAAAACAGUGCACACCCGUAGGAUUCAAUUCUGUAUUAGUGUACAUUAGCAGUCUACACUUUUGUAAGAUACAAUUGAGUUUGUUGCGGUUUUCCCAGCUUAAAAAACCCGCAACAAACAACAUGGUUGGGGCUGUGUGGAAAUCAUCACGGCCACCUCAGGAUCAGCUGGUCAGUAACAGGGAAAAUACUGCAGUGAGAAACAGUUUUAAUGAAAAGCUAAUAAACAUGAAAAGAUUGAGUCAUUUUAGAUGGCUAAAAUCAGCCUAACCUUUGGCCAGUCCAACUAGCUGUAAGCCUUUUUAAGGAUUUCUUUUUCUGCAAACUUGCUGCAGAGUAACAACUACCCACUACAGUUAAGGAAACCAUUAUAACAACAUUAUAGAACCUCACUUCGAAAAUCUAAACCAUGCCUUAUAGAAGGCUACCAUGAAGUUCUGACAACACAUCGCCUAGAUCUCACGUCUCACUAACUCACUAAAUGUCACAUACAACUACAGCCUUUAAUAAACUGAUGUCUCGGUCCUGAUUCCAAGAUGAACAAUUUACGAAAAUGCUCAUGCAUGCUUAUGUUAGCAUGUUUUCUCUAUUUUGACAUAACUAUGUCAUGAUAAUUAGCUGAAUAACAUAUUUUAGUGGAUUUUCAAUUAACCUCAUGCAGAUAAAGCUUAUAGAAAACCGUUUUCUACUGCUUUUGGCUUGAACAUUGUAAAAUCUAACAACUACAGUUCCUCUACUUAGCUCUUAAUUGUCUAAACAGACAGAUGUUGGGGAAUGUUUGAGGAUGGUUAUAUAUCACAUAGUCCUCCCUUGAUAUGACUAAUUGGUCAUUUAAUUAUUCUGACAGAAAAAAGUUGUUUACCUGCCUUUAUCAUUUUUAAAUGACACCACGUAGAGCAGGUCAAAUGACACAGACCAAUAGCACACUGUCGCAAUCUCACUUUUACUAUGAUCGUCAGAGUUAAGAUAAGAAAAUACUUAGAUUUUUAGGGAGAACCCAGAUUAACCAGAUCAAGAAAUUAACAUGCAGAGCAUGUAAUGCAACAUUGCAAGCCUUUACUUGAAAAUAGACCAUAGUUGUUAAUGUUUUUUUUUUGUGCAAAGAUUAGUACAAUGACAGUUAUAAUUAUUCAUUUGGGACAUCUAUACAGCAUAAUAUCCAAGAUCUUACACAUUAUGCAGGAAAACUAUGAUGCAAACCUCAUGAUUAAUGUUGCAUUUUCUGAUGGGAAUGUAAAUUGUCAGGAUGUUCUGGUAAAGUUUUGUUUUGUUAAAAAAAAAAGGAUACUCAUCUCUCAGAAUCACUGAAUGUAUGUGUUUUGAGAGUAAAUGUGUAAUUUCUUAGAAAGUCUCAUCGGGCUGACUGAGUUUCAACCAGAACCCAUGUUUGUAUUGUCUGCUCCAAGGCUUUCCCCUCUGUGUGGUUUCAGGUCUUCUCGAACAUUUUAUAUUGUGGAACAUUUUUACAGUUUGUUGCUGCGGAAAAUUUGUAAAAUACUCAAACAUUCAACUAUAACUGGUAUCAUAACUGAGCUGCUCUUAAUUUUCAGAUCUAUUUGGUAUUUCACUUUGUGCAUGAAUGAAACGCCUCUAAAAUCCAUCUGGUUUCUGUACAUCUACUUUCAUUUUUGCUUUACUACCCUAAAGAGCAUGUGUGCAUUUUAACUGGAAAUGUUUCUAUGUAUUCUCUAAGGGAAAAAAAACAACCUGUUUAUUUUUCACUCAUUGCCACUACCCCACAAAUGAGAAGGUUGCAGAAAGUGUUUCGUAAGGACAUUUGUGUCUUCCCCUGGUCCAAACUGUUGGCAUUGCCCUUGUUUUUUGAUGUGAAGAGUCCUUUGCUGUUGUGAAACUCCAAACCAUGUUGCUCAAAUUAAAGUGACUGUUCUACGUGGAAAAUGGCCAAUCAAAUAAAGCUUCUAUGCCUUUGGG